CCCGUCUCCGUCUCGAGCUUCAACGACCCCGGUCCAAGGAGGGAAUGCGCAACCGGGCAUCCCUCUGCAACAUUGCUCUUCGUGUGCUUCCUUUUCUCGUCAUAUAUCUGCCAGCGACCGAGUGCCCGUGAAUCCGCAGUCCAUAAUUCUCUCAUGUGCAUCUCACUCCGCCCAGCAAUGAUUCCUCGGUAGCAGCGCCGUUAUCGAUCUCACGUUGAUAGCAGCGCCGGUCUCCCUGUUGCCGUUCUCAGGGGCCGUGUCGUCAACCCCGUGUCCUGUCGCAUCCUCUUGCUCCCCACGGCCACCAUGUACUCGAAUCCAGCUGCUCGCAAGUCCAUCGACAGCCUUGCUUCGCCCACCUCGCCUCUAACCCAUCGUUCGGACUUCCCCUUUCACAGUGGGAGGCAUGGCUCCGUCAGCACCAGGCGAGGCUCGACCGCGAGCUCCUUGCACUCGGUCGGCGGUGCCCUGGACCAGGGCAGCUGGACCAGCAGCAAUACCAUGCUGGAAGCAGGGCAGAAUGCCAUAUCCACGCUCUUGCAACCGCCUAUCGUCCGAACCGGCCUCGUUCCUCACACGUCCGCUCCAGCCUCCAGUGCCCACAGGCCACCGACAAUCAGGGACAUACCUCCGGUCACCCUCACCAAUAUCCAGAAAGUGAACCCUGCCGAAUUCCAGCCUUACCUUAAACAGGUCGGCGCCCUGUAUACGCAACUGAAACAGGUCAAGGCGAGCGAGGAGGAGGACACGUUGCACCGGAACAGCCGCGCGAAACCAGACGAGCUCUUGGAGCCCUUUGAGGACAACCGACUGCGUCCCGGCAGGCGGCCGCAAGGGUCUCGAAAAGCGUCUGUGUCGUCGAUAUCGUCCUGGACCAACACGGAAGCGCCAAGCCCAGUGCGAAGGUCCAGCUCGAGUUAUGCUAGGAAAUCCGCCCAAGGGCCGCCGCCUCUCUCUACAAUCCCGCUGGUCUACUUCGAGGAAGACUUCCAUCUGGAGAAUCCCAGGACGUUCGAUGUCGUGAGCGAGAGGUCAGAGGUGGUGCGCAAGGAAGAUAAGAACUCCAAUGGAGAUGCGCCCGCGCCUCGCAAGACCUUGUCAACGAACGCAAUCCUACAAGAGAAGCUGUCAUGGUAUAUGGACACCAUUGAGAUGCACCUCAUCUCCUCUAUAUCUACGGCUUCGACAACCUUUUUCAGUGCUCUGGGCUCGUUGAGGGAGCUCCAUACAGAGGCAGCGGAAUCCGUCGACAAGAUCAAAACGUUAAGGCGAGAACUCGAAGCUCUGGAUGAGGAAAUAGUAAUGACCGGGCUCAACACCAUACAGCAGCAACGACGGCGUGAGAACGUCCAGCAGCUCCACCACGCUGUUCUGCAGCUCAAAGAGAUAUUGAGCCAGCUGGUGAAAUGCGAAUCCCUCGUUGACGAGGGGAACGUCGACGCUGCACUUGAUAGCAUUGAUUCUCUCGAGAGGCUCAUAGCCGGCGAAGAGGACGAGUUCAGGCCCCCGGCUCCGUCGCUGCGGGAUGUUCAGCUUAUCGACCUUCGAAGUGCGAAUGCGCUUCAGGGUGUCAGUGAUGACGUGUAUACCUUGCGAUCACGGAUUGGCAAGGCGUACGAAACCAAAUUCGUGACAAGCCUCAUGGCCGACCUUCGGCGCCAUGUUGGGGAAGUAUCAAAUCAAGAAGUUCUGACGCGCUGGCAUACCGCGGCCAUGCGAGCUAGAGGCGGCCGGACUCGCGAGGCAUCGGCCUUCCCCUCAUACUUGAGCUCUACCGAUGAUGUGAGGACGAAACUUAUUGAGAGUCUGGCAGGCCUCUACAGAGCAAAACAGAUCGGCGUCGCCGUCACAGCAUACAGGGAAUCUGUGAUUAAGGAGAUCAAAAGUCUUGUGAAGCAAGGCCUGCCCAGCUCGAAUGACGACGACAAUGUAUCCAUGAUGUCUGCUUCGACUGCCACUGGUGGGCGUCAUCUUUCCCAAAGGGAGAAGUCGUCCAUCCUCGCACGAAACCUGCGUGCUCUGGAUCCUGGCGAUGCGGAGGAUCUGUUGGUGAAAAUAUACGUCAGUGUAACUGAAACCCUACGGAGGGCGUCGAUACAGGUCAAAGUGAUGCUAGAUGUUGCAGCAUCCAUUGAAGAUGGUUCGAUCCCAUCUGGUCUCAAGUCGCCACCCCUCAAAUCACCACCCUUGAGCCCCGCGGCAAGACGGCAGUCCCUCGCUGGCCUCGAGGCUCAAGAGGAGAUCCACAAGGUCAUGGAUCUAUCGUCGCUACUCGGAAACUGCAUCGACAUAGCUCAAGACAAAGUCGUGAGAGUGCUCAGGGUACGGUCGGAGCAGAGCACCCAUCUAGAACUGGUCUGGUUCCUCCGCUACUUCACCCUGAACCUCCACUUCGCCAACGAGUGCGAGUCAAUAUCUGGGCGGGGAGGUACACAAUUAAAAGACGAGGUCAAUGACCACAUCAAAAGAUUUGUCGCGAGCAAUGGAGAUCGCGAGCAGCAAAAGCUUGCCCAAGGCAUGGAAUCUGACCAGUGGGGCGCGAUCGACUUUACCGAGAAGCACACUGCUCAGCUGAACCUGAUCCUGGAGUGCAGUACAAGCGAUCCACCCGACUGGACCCUGGGAACACAAGUCUGGAUACCAUAUCCUGAUGGGGACGAGGAGUUGAACGGCGUCGAGAACCCACCUCCGAGCAACGGGUCAGGAAAGGCAAAGGCCGUCAUCGAUUCCGAAUCGUUUGUGCUACCGAAUUCCGCCGUAUACUGCUUGGAGGGAAUGUCGAACUUCCUCCACCUGAUUGUCGGCAUUCCGUCCAUCACAUCAGACGUCGCAAAGUCCCUCGUGAAAUAUCUACAAUUUUUCGACUCCCGCUGUAAGCAGCUAAUCCUCGGUGCCGGCGCCACAAAAUCCGCCGGCCUGAAAAACAUUACUACUCGGCAUCUCGCCUCGUCCUCGCAAGCCUUGUCGUUCAUAGCCACGUUGAUACCCUAUGUCCGCGAGUUCAUCCGUCGGCAUGGCGGCUCAGGUGGAGCUGCGUUAAUGACAGAUUUUGACAAGGUCAAACGGGAUUACCAGGAACAUAUGCAAACUAUUUUCGAUAAGCUCGUGGAAAUAAUGAGUGGGAGAGCUGGUGCACACGCCAAGACGGCGAAGGCGAUCGUAUGGGACCAGGACCAGAAGAGCCCACACGGUUACAUCGAGACACUGGUCAAGGAGACGUCACUGCUGCACCGCAACCUCGUCAAGCACUUGUCCGAAGACACGGUGCGCAUGAUCAUGAUCCCAGUCUUCGCCAGCUUCAAGGAACAAUUCGGAUCCGCAUUCCAAGAGGCGGAUCCAAAGACCGAGGCUGGCCGGGAUAGUAUGCUGCACGAUGUGCAACUCUUCAAAGCGAAGCUGGAACACAUAGACGGCUUCGGAGACACAGGUGACUACUUGAUGGGAAUCAUCAACUCGAAGAAGGUGAAGAGCACAUCCCCGCCUCCGAGUGAGAACAAGGGGGAGGGAAAGGCCGCUGCGGAGGACACGACAGAAUCGAAAGACAAAAACGGCGGCAGUGAGGAAAAGAAGCCUGCAGAGGCGGGGUCUAGUUGAGCAAGAUAGAAGCUAGCAUGACGGCGUCACCCGCAUCACAUUCGGUGAUAGUGGGAGGUAGCGGUCUCCCCUGGGAGAAAGGUGGUUUGAGUCCGUCCAACAGGGCAGGACAAUAUACUCUCAUCUGGUCCUCUCCAUCGCGGACCCUGAUCACCCAAAUCAUCAUCAAUUAGACGUUCGUGUGUUGAGGCUAUCCACUCGCACUGCCGUUGUUUACUUUGCAACUCGUAAAAU
Diaporthe batatas is the source of this 3828-nucleotide messenger RNA. RefSeq lists its product as uncharacterized. Lineage: Eukaryota; Fungi; Ascomycota; Sordariomycetes; Diaporthales; Diaporthaceae. The coding region runs from base 307 to 3594 and encodes 1095 amino acids. The transcript has 3 exons. Gene Ontology annotation, biological process: Golgi to vacuole transport; retrograde transport, endosome to Golgi. Gene Ontology annotation, cellular component: GARP complex. The record is from RefSeq and is a predicted model, not a curated record. Gene Ontology annotation, molecular function: syntaxin binding.